CUGCUCUUCAUGAACGUCCCUACAAAAUAAUUAAGCACGGACAGAGCAGAAGAGAGAGGAGAGGAAGAACCCAAUUUCCGGUAGACAUUCACCGAUCUCUCUUUCAUCCCGGCGGGAAGUUUCCGAUCCGGCCAGCCUUAUUCUCCGGCUCCGCCAUCUGAAUCCGACCAUGGGAAGAGUGAAGCGGAUGGUGCUGUAAUUGGCUUGAACAUAUGCUUGUUCUUGUUCUAUGUCUUACUGACCUUCAUAAAUCGCAAAGAUGUCUGGCCAAAACCAGCGGUUGAAUGUUGUUCCAACUGUUACCAUGCUUGGAGUUAUGAAGGCUCGCCUUGUAGGCGCUACAAGAGGCCAUGCUCUGCUCAAGAAAAAGAGCGAUGCUUUGACCGUACAGUUCCGACAGAUCCUUAAGAAAAUUGUCACUACAAAGGAAUCCAUGGGAGAUAUAAUGAAGGAGUCCUCGUUUGCCCUGACCGAGGCCAAGUAUGUCGCCGGUGAGAACAUCAAACACACUGUCCUGGAGAAUGUCCAAAAUGCAUCUCUCAAGGUCCGGUCAAGGCAAGAAAACGUUGCCGGUGUGAAGCUUCCUAGGUUUGAGUAUUUCACUGAUGGCGAGACCAAGAAUGACCUCACAGGGUUGGCUCGAGGUGGUCAGCAGGUCCAACAAUGUCGAGCUGCUCAUGUGAAAGCUAUAGAGGUCCUCGUCGAGCUUGCUUCACUUCAAACAUCAUUCCUGACACUUGAUGAGGCAAUCAAGACCACAAACCGUAGGGUUAAUGCUCUAGAGAAUGUUGUGAAGCCAAGGCUAGAGAACACCAUUACCUACAUUAAGGGUGAGUUGGAUGAGCUUGAAAGAGAGGACUUCUUUCGGUUGAAGAAGAUUCAGGGGUACAAGAAGAGGGAGCUUGAGAGGCAGGUCGCAUGUGCCAAGCAAUUCGCGGAAGAUAAGUUUGCAGAGAAGGUUUCCUUGCAGAAAGGGAUUUCAAAAGACUCGGCUCAGAACUUGUUGUCCUCCGCAAUGGAGAAGGACGAGGAUAUAAUCUUCUGAUAAGAUGUGAUGUGGAUUGAGAUAUUCUUUCUCAGGUAAUCUUUGUUUGAUUUGGCUCUGCAACAUCUCUGUCUUGGAGGUUUCGUAAUGUAAUGAAUAAGGGCUAUUUAUUUUAUGUUCAUAUGCGGCUUCUUCUCUGAUCGGACCCCCUUGCCUUUGGUCUCAAGCAUCCUGACAGUGGCAACCUCUAUUUAUUUUUACUACUAUUAUUAUUCUCUCACUAUUCCCUUGCUUCUAGAUGAGAUGUUUACUGUAAUUUGUCGGAUCAUUUCGCAGUUCAUGCAAUGAAAGAUGGUUUCCCA
Messenger RNA from Punica granatum (pomegranate), 1347 nucleotides. The record is from RefSeq and is a predicted model, not a curated record. NCBI's taxonomy places the organism in Eukaryota, Viridiplantae, Streptophyta, Magnoliopsida, Myrtales, Lythraceae.